AUGCUAUUCGAAGAUUUGCGAUUCAUUCAUGAGGACCUGGAGAGGCUAGAACAGGCUGUCGCCGAUCGUGUGGCUGAGAAUCCCUCCAACAUCCGACAACGUCUCUCUCGUGAUCAUGAAGUUGCCAAGUUCCUAGCGAGAAUUGAGGAGCAGUCACAGCGCCUUUUGGAGAUUUACAGCGAUGCAGACAAGCUCCUCGAAAAGGAAGCGCAGGUAAUCUCAACCGGAGAUCAAUUCGAGGAGUUCUACAAGCAGUUGGAUGGAAUUAAAGACUUCCACAAACGAUACCCAAACGAGCCAGUUGAGAAUCUCGAGCGCGCAUACAAGCGGCGUCAACCUGGCGACGGCGAAACGCCCCGCGUCGAUGUGGAUCACAUGUUCACCGGCGAAGAAGCAUUCGGCCAAUUCCUGGAUCUGACUAUGAAUCACGAACAAUACCUGAACCUACCGGGUGUCAAACGGCUGGCGUAUACCCAAUAUCUAGGAGUUUUUGACUCCUUUACGCCACCCACCAUGAAUAUCAAGCGAAAAGAUAAGGUUUCCGACAAGUACUUCCGCUACGUCAGUGAACUCGCUAGCUACCUUGAAGGAUUCAUUAAAAGGAUUCGCCCUUUGCAAGAUCUCGACAAGCUAUUCGGGUUGUUCGAUGAAGAGUUUGAUAAGCAAUGGUCGGCGAAGGAGGUCCCUGGAUGGACGGACGAGAAGGCAGAGAACGGUGCCUCCGGCCCUCAAACACAGGGGACGGGAGCCGGCAUCUGGUGCGCUGACUGUGAGAAGGAGUUCAGCAACGAAAAUGUGUACCGGAAUCACUUGACUGGCAAGAAGCACAUUCGAGCUGCCGAGGCAAAGAAGGCAGCUGGCUCGUCAGGCGAGCAGUCCGCAGCACCCGUGAGCCAGGGGACAUCUUCCUUCAACUUUAAGGAGCGAGCAGUAGCCGAGCGCGAGCACCGGAUUCGAUGCUUGUCGAAGGAGCUCGAGUCAAACCGAAAAGCAACGAGGGACAACGUCGAGCGCAGACAGGCUAUGACUGAACGAGAGCGCCAAGCUGAUAACGAAGCGAUGAUGGCUGAUCCGGAGGAUUAUAUGCAGGGUGGCGACCGAGACCAGUCGGAUGAUGAAGACGCAGAUAAACUUUACAACCCCUUGAAGCUACCUCUGGCCUGGGAUGGCAAGCCUAUUCCAUAUUGGCUUUACAAGUUGCAUGGCCUCGGUACUGAAUACCCAUGCGAAAUUUGCGGUAAUUUCGUCUACAUGGGUCGUCGGGCUUUCGAUAAGCACUUCUCCGAAGCGCUGCACAUCUAUGGGUUGAAGUGCUUGGGUGUCACGUCUAAUACCAACUUAUUCCGAGAAAUUACGCGCAUUGAUGACGCCGUGCGACUUUGGGAGAAGCUCGAGCAAGACCGCAAGAAGGAGCGCGACUCUCGCGAUAACGUCGUGCAGAUGGAGGAUGCCGAAGGCAAUGUCAUGCCGGAGAGGAUUUACCUUGAUCUUCAAAAGCAGGGUAUUCUCUAA
Messenger RNA from Penicillium brasilianum, 1512 nucleotides. The record is from the annotation of a GenBank genome assembly. Lineage: Eukaryota; Fungi; Ascomycota; Eurotiomycetes; Eurotiales; Aspergillaceae.